This is a messenger RNA of Sorghum bicolor (sorghum), 1273 nucleotides long. Its product is annotated as G-rich sequence factor 1-like. Gene Ontology annotation, molecular function: RNA binding. Lineage: Eukaryota; Viridiplantae; Streptophyta; Magnoliopsida; Poales; Poaceae. The transcript has 2 exons. The record is from RefSeq and is a predicted model, not a curated record. Gene Ontology annotation, cellular component: ribonucleoprotein complex. Bases 146 to 1024 code for a protein of 292 amino acids.
GAUUCGCCCCUGCCUUUUCUUCUCCCGCUGUCCCCUCCCCGCGUGCGCUCCCUCUCGUGGCGGCGACUGGGUGACCGCCGCCGUACGCCAGGCGCUCAGGUCUCGUCGACCCCUCCUUCGCCGGCGAAUAUCACCCUUCAGGGCAAUGAUGGGAGGCUGGGGGGUUUCGGAUGGGUACGAGGGAUCAAAGAGGCCACGAAUGAUGAUGGAAUCGAAUCCCUACUUCGCAGUGAACGCAGGGAGUCCAUUGGAUGUCUCAAAGAGGUCUAGGAUGGUGGAACCAGGCCCCUAUUUUGGGGCUAUGGGAAGCAACGCUGGUGGUGCCAGUGGUGGCUUCUACCAGCCCUUCAACAGCAACUUAGCUGGUGCAGGGGCUAGCACUGGCAUCCAAAACUUUCCAGGUGUCCGGCUGCGUGGUCUCCCUUUUGAUUGCAACGACAUUGACAUCUGCAAGUUCUUUGUGGGACUGGACAUAGUGGACUGCCUCCUGGUUAACAAGAAUGGGCGCUUCACUGGUGAGGCUUUUGUGGUCUUCCCAACAGCUAUGCAAGCAGAAUUUGCGCUGCAUCGCAACAGGCAGAACAUGGGCCGGAGAUAUGUUGAGGUGUUCAGAUGCAAGAAGCAGGAGUACUACUGUGCAAUAGCCAACGAGGUGAGCCAGGGUGGUUACUUUGAGUCAGAGUACCGCCGCUCCCCACCUCCUCCAAGGUCUAAGAAGCCGGCUGAAGACAAGGGCAGUAUGGAGUACACUGAGGUGCUGAAGCUCCGUGGGCUUCCCUACUCUGCCACCACUGAGGACAUCAUCAAGUUCUUCCUGGAGUAUGAGCUGACAGAGGAGAAUGUGCAUAUUGCAUACCGCUCAGAUGGGAAAGCUACUGGUGAAGCCUUUGUUGAGUUCCCCACUGCUGAAGUUGCCAAGACGGCCAUGUGCAAGGAUAAGAUGACCAUUGGGACGAGGUAUGUAGAGCUGUUCCCGUCGACCCCAGAGGAGGCGAGCAGGGCGAGAACCCGAGGCAGGCAUUGAAGAAGCGAAUGGCUCAAUGAUCUCUUGUUGCAUGUGUUUGCGAUCAAGUUUAGUUUUCACUUCGCAUGCUUACCUGUAUCGCUGUUAGAUUGUGUUAGUCGUAUCGUCAUGCUGCUACUGCUUGUGUAUUUGAGUGUUUGACUUCUUAUAUGCGAACUGAACUGUAACAUUUUUUCUUUUCUGGAUGCACAUGUUUGGUAUAAUCAUUUAUGGAUUUUGCUUCAUUUUAGUUUAUUCAUGUUCUGUUUA